AUGACCCCGGAGAGCUCGGCCGCCGCCGCCGCGACGGGGUCAGGCUCCGACGCCUCCGACGGCGAGGCGGACGCGGGCCGCUUUUACAGCACCCGCCCCCCUGGCGACCCACCUCGACUCCGGUGCGGACGCGGGACGCGGACGCCGGUACUGGCCGCAGCGUCCCUUUCCCGGGGCGCCGCGGCGAGCGCUCCCCCAGCCUCUCAUUCCGACUCGGACGCCGCCGCCGCCGGCGUCCGCGUGCCGUCCCCGAGGCGCAACCGCGAGCGCACCCCGCGCGUCCACUCCGACCCCGACUCCGACAACUCCAUCGCCACCGCCUCGGAAGAUGGUGGCGGAGAUGCCAGCGACGCUUUCCCGUCGCCUCGCGCGCGUCUAUCCACACACAUCAAGACCUCCAGCAUUAAGCCCAUCCGCACGCGCCCGAUGGACGUGUCCUCCCGCGAUGCCGCCGCGGCGUCCUCCGAGCUCCGCACCAAGCACCGCCCGGGGUACCAGAAGCGGCCGUCACGGGUAUGGAGCCCUGAAGACGAGGUCACCAUACUGAACGCCCUCAUUGAGUACCGUGCCAAGAAAGGCCGGCUCCCUGCGUCGUUUCAGGACACAAGCGAUCUAUACUUGCAGAUUUUUGGCCAACUCACAGCUAAUGUGUCCACUACCCAGCUUAGUGAUAAGGUCAGGCGCCUCAAGCAUAAGUACAAGUUGCUGGUCAAACGUGCAAAGAAUGAACGGGAUCCUGACUUGCCGACAGAGCAUGACCAUAAUGUCUAUGAACUUUGCGAGAAAGUUUGGAGAUUGAAGAGUCUGGAAGGAGGGGAUGCAGAGAGCAAUGAGGAGCAGGAGAUCAAGGAGAGUGAUGAGGAAAUGGAGAAUGAACGGGAACACCGUGAACGCACGAGCAAGAAGCCAAAGACAUCUAGAUUUGAAAAUGCCAAUGGUAAUGCAACUGUCACUGCAGUUAGGGCUAGCCAUGGCAAUGGCAGUGGGAGAGAUGAUGCUGAGAAGGGAAAACAAAUGUACCCUUACCUGUGGGCGGCUAUUGAGGAGCUGUCCAAGGAGCAUCCUAGUGGACCAAUAUUCAGGAAGGCAUUUGGUGUACUUGAAAAGGCAAAGGCAAGAGCGAUAGAAGAGAAGCUGCGGAAGUUCAGAAUGUCAGUGGUCAGGCUGCAGCUGAAUCGGAUGGACUUGACAAAGUUGUCCGUGGGGAUGGUGCUUGAUGCGCUGGAGGGGCCACACUGAAGGUUGGAAUUGACGUACUGACUGAUUCUGGAAUAUGUGGUUCGGUGAGUAUGUUGCUCAGAUAGGGUGACCUAAGUCUUCCAGUUGCUGCGAAGUCUCUUAUUCUCGUGUUAUGGAUAUAUGGUUUGUUGUGUCAACUUUUGUGGUGAAGAAUAUAGUGUCCUUGAUCCAAACUAACCUAGAUUAAGGAGUUAUGACUGCUGCUUGUUAUCCUCCCUGAUAGAUUAUGCUAUGUGCUCAGGUGCUAAUUUAUGCCUAUUUCUC
Molecule: messenger RNA, 1503 nt
Organism: Setaria italica (foxtail millet)
Lineage: Eukaryota; Viridiplantae; Streptophyta; Magnoliopsida; Poales; Poaceae
Product: probable transcription factor At4g00390
Exons: 2
Coding region: 1-1239 (412 amino acids)
Biological process (GO): regulation of DNA-templated transcription
Cellular component (GO): nucleus
Source: RefSeq, a predicted model, not a curated record